Camarhynchus parvulus is the source of this 772-nucleotide messenger RNA. RefSeq names its product tetraspanin 31 (gene TSPAN31). Bases 137 to 646 code for a protein of 169 amino acids. The transcript has 5 exons. Lineage: Eukaryota; Metazoa; Chordata; Aves; Passeriformes; Thraupidae. Gene Ontology annotation, cellular component: membrane. The record is from RefSeq and is a predicted model, not a curated record.
GCGCGGGGCCGCGGUUUAAAGGGGCCGCGGCGCAGGGGAGCCCGGAACCCCCCGGAACCCCCGGGACCCCCGAGCCCUCCGAGCCCCCCGGCACCUCCCGGCACCCCCGGGACUCCCGGGAACCCCAGAGCCCGCCAUGGUCUGCGGAGGCUUCGCCUGUUCGCGCAACGCGCUCUGCGCCCUCAACGUGGUUUAUGUGCUGGUGGGGGUGCUGCUGGUGGCCGUGGCGGGCUGGGCGCGGGGCCUGGCCGGGGGCUCCAGCCCCCCCCUGCUCGGAGGAGCUUUCGCCGUCGGAGUCUUCCUCCUGCUGAUCGCGGCGCUGGGGCUGCUCGGGGCCCUGCGGCACCACCAGGUCCUGCUCUUCUUCUACGUGCUGAUCCUGGGCCUGGUGUUCCUGUGCCAGCUGGGCGUGUCCUGCGCCUGCCUCGCCCUGGGCCGCGACGCUCAGAGGUGCCGGUUCCCGCCGGGGGGGGCGCCCCCGUGCCCGCCCUGCGCCCCCCAGCUGCUGCAGCACUCGGAGCAGGCGCUGCGGAUCCUGGGGGGGGUCGGGCUGUUCUUCAGCUUCACCGAGGUUUUGGGGGUCUGGCUCGCCCUGCGCUUCCGGAACCAGCGCGACCCCCGCGCCAACCCCGGAGCCUUCCUAUAGCGGGGGGCCGGGGGGCACAGCUCCUCUGGGGAGGGGUCCCGGCCCUGACGGGGGGGUUCAGAGCCCCCCAGUGCUGACCAGCUGCCCCCCCGCAGCCGCAUGAAGCACUGGGGACAAGGACACCCC